This is a messenger RNA of Zea mays, 1390 nucleotides long. Its product is annotated as protein argonaute MEL1. The transcript is spliced from 5 exons. Gene Ontology annotation, molecular function: nucleic acid binding. The coding region runs from base 532 to 960 and encodes 142 amino acids. The record is from RefSeq and is a predicted model, not a curated record. NCBI's taxonomy places the organism in Eukaryota, Viridiplantae, Streptophyta, Magnoliopsida, Poales, Poaceae.
UCACUUUCUAAUGUUCACCAAUUUUCUUCAUGUGAACCUUUUGCAAACUAGAUCAUGCUCACUUCAAGGUUCAGUGAAGUUGAGGAACCUAUUUGCUGAUCAGCCACACAGAAAAUUUGGUGACUUCAUUAAAGGAGUAUUUACUCUCUUCCACAGAUUUGGGAAAUGUUUAUUUGCCUGCUGUAGUGAAUUAAGAAAUUUUCAUGUCCCUAUAUUUUCUUAUUUGCCAUGUUUAUAAUAAUUAUGCUCCAUCUCCAUACGGAUUUCUCAUUUCUUGAGAUGAAUCCGUUCGUCGUGGUCAAUGGGGAGCCAUAUCCUCUGGACAUCAGAGGAGAACUAGAUGACACAACAGCCUUCAAAAACUUCAAGAAGUGAAUCAGAUUUCCCAGGGAUACCAUGGCUUGUACUGUCUUGCAAAAGGAAAGCAAAUACAUGGAUGAAGCCUUCAUUUCGUGACUUCCUUUGCUUUUGUUUUGUUUAUUUAGGGAUGGAAUAAGUGAAGGACAAUUCAACUAUGUUUUGAUCCUUGAAAUGGACGCGAUAAGGAAGGCUUGUGCCUCUCUGGAAGAUGGGUAUCUACCCCCAGUGACAUUUGUCGUAAUACAGAAAAGGCACCACACAAGGCUCUUCCCUAGAGUUCAUGGAAGGAGAGAUGUUACUGACAGAAGUGGGAACAUUCUUCCUGGAACUGUGGUUGAUACCGAGAUUUGUCAUCCGCGGGAGUUUGAUUUCUACCUUUGUAGCCAUGCUGGAAUUCAGGGAACCAGCAGGCCAAUACACUAUCAUGUCCUCUACGAUGAAAACCGUUUCUCGGCUGAUGGGCUGCAAAUACUUACAAACAACCUGUGCUACACAUACGCACGAUGCACGCACGCUGUCUCAAUUGCCUCGACAAACCUGGAGUUUGAACAUAUGACAGAUGGUGUGCUCACUUUUUUGGAUGAAGAGUUGCACUUAUAGUUUACUACGUUAGGUUUAUGUACAUAACUAUGUGGAUUGGCCCGACUAUGGCUCCCAAUACUAUAUAUAUAUACCUCCUGUUAUGGUUUGUUCCUAUGCGCCGCUUCACUCCCGUUUGUUCCUUGUGCUGGAUGGAGCCUGUGUUGGAUAGGGCGCCCGAAUGGGCGCCACCUGAUCUAGUAGAUAUGGAGAGCCCUAUAAUGUGCGUGCAUCAAUUGUGUCAUAGCUUGUCGCGGCACAUCAUGUAAAAUAGCGAUUUGCGCCGUAGAUUACACUGUUUGCAGAGUAAGGUUUAAAAUAACGGAUCAGAUAGAGGAUGUGACAGGAUAGCUGUUGGAGGCAGCCUAAAUAUGUUUUGCUGGGUAGCGGCAGAUACAGAAGUCUAUGUUGUUGGGUAUGGCAUGGUUGAUAAAUAAUAUAGUUUCCUAUA